AUGGCGAAGAAAGCAUCAAUGGUCUAUCUCUUUUCCAAAGAUGCUGACUUCUUGCUUCAGGUUUAUAUGGGAACACAUUCAUACCACAUUUGUGUUUCUGACAAAAGCUUCGACCCUCACUUCUAUAAUAUUCAAGAAUUGCAUGGCUCAGAAGCCAAUGCAACUUUCAGAGCACUUCAGUGCUACUGCAUUGAGUCUUCAGCAUAUUUACGAAGUAAAACAAUGAUAUUUCCCACCUCACAACAGCACACUACUGUUUGGGAAAUAGAAGGUGGCCAAGCCACGUGCCUGCCCUCUUGUUUCUUCCAUUCUCUACCUCCCCUCCCCAGCUACCACCACUGUGGCCCAGCAAGCGGCCCAUUGCAGUCCAUCAAGUGUGUGGUGGUCGGAGACAGAGCUGUAGGUAAAACUUGUCUGCUGUUCAGUUAUACCACCAAUGCAUUUCCUGGAGAAUACUUCCCUACUGUCUUUAACAACUAUUCUGCCAAUGUUAUGGUAGAUGGAAAACCAGUGAAUCUGGUCUUAGGGGUUACAGCUGGACAAGAAGAUUAUGAUGACAGUUACGUACGUCCCCUCUCAUAUCCGCAAACAGAUAUAUUCUUAAUUUGCUUUUCUCUUGUGAGUUCUGCAUCAUUUUAAAAUGUGUGCAAAGUGCGGCACCACUGUCCCAACCCCCCCAUCAUCCUAGUGGGGAGGAAAUUCGACCUUCGGAAUGAUAAAGACACCAUUGAGAAGCUGAAGGAGAAGAAGCUGACUCCCAUCACCUACCCACAGGGCUUAGCUAUGGCUAAGGCGAUUGGUGCUGUAAAAUACUUAGAGUGCUUGGCUCUCACCCAGCUAGGCCUCAAGACAGAGUUCGACGAAGCUAUCAAUGUGGUGCUCUGCCCACCGCCAGACAAGAAGCAGAAGAGAAAAUGCCUGCUCUUGUGA
Perognathus longimembris pacificus (Pacific pocket mouse) is the source of this 930-nucleotide messenger RNA. RefSeq names its product ras-related C3 botulinum toxin substrate 1-like. The record is from RefSeq and is a predicted model, not a curated record. Gene Ontology annotation, cellular component: cytoplasmic vesicle; cell cortex; cytoskeleton. Gene Ontology annotation, molecular function: GTP binding; protein kinase binding; GTPase activity. Gene Ontology annotation, biological process: regulation of actin cytoskeleton organization; motor neuron axon guidance; regulation of cell shape. Lineage: Eukaryota; Metazoa; Chordata; Mammalia; Rodentia; Heteromyidae.